Molecule: messenger RNA, 2712 nt
Organism: Sphenostylis stenocarpa
Lineage: Eukaryota; Viridiplantae; Streptophyta; Magnoliopsida; Fabales; Fabaceae
Source: the annotation of a GenBank genome assembly
AUGGAGGUUUCAGAAUGUGACGGAGGACGCAAUGGAGGUUAUGAGGACGCAGCAAAUGAUGUAAUGAACAAGGGGAUGACUCCUCAAGUAAUGAGAGCACUAAAUCUAUUACACACAAUUCAAGAGAAUCCCUCACCAAACAGUAUUGCCCCUCUUUCCCGUCGACUCAGGAACCGCAGGCCCAUUGUCCACACUCCAAUGGCCGAUCACGAUCACCCUCACCACCACCACCACCGCCCGCACCGCCUCUCGGUGCCAUCGCGAACCGCCACAUUCGGCGGCACUCCGGGUCCCUUCCCCGCCUCCCGGUACCCAGCAUUCCCUAGUCCGACGCCUACCCCCUCGAAAAGCCGCCGGCCACCGUCUUCUUAUUCUCUCCCCAAAUGGAAAUCGAAAUCCAGAUCCUCCCUCUUCCUGCUCCUCUUCUUUUCCCUUCGGUCCCUCUACUCCCUUCUCCCCUUCCUACGCUCCUCCCCCUCUUUCUCCCUCUUCCCCUUCUCCUUUCUCGUCUCCCUCCUCUCCUUCUUGCUCACCCUCACUUUCUCCCUCUUCUCUUCCUCUUCCUCCUCCUCCUCCUCCUCCUCCAAAGACAGCCCCUUUCUCCACCACAAGCCCAAGCACCCUCUUUUCUCCCUCCCCCACUCCCACCACAGGAUCCUCGUCGCCAAAUCCAUCCUCCUUGCCCUUGUCUUCCUCCUCCGCUUCCAAUCCCUCCGCUACUGCAGCACCGCCUCCAUGAUCCUUGCCGAACUCAUGGGCUCCGUCGUGGCCCAGCCCAGAAACCCCCAACGGCCCAACCUGCGCGGCUUCCUCUUCCUUUCCCUCGGCCUUCUCAUGCUCUCCUUCGGCUGGGACCGGGUCGAAUGCUUCCCUUUCUCUCCCAGCUGCAUCUCUGGCAGGAUUUGGCCUAUUUUUCUUCCGUUCAUCUCCGGCUUUCUCAGUCGAUAUCAGCUGGUUGAUUCUGGAAACACACUCAAACAGCUUGGGCAUAAACGGGUUCGGUUAGUUACUCUCUUUUUCACCACUGUUAUUCUCUUUUUUCCCGCCGUUUUUAGCUUCUUUGUCUUUGAGUCUCAAGAAGACAGUGUCGCCUUUGGGAAUCUGUUGUGGCCUCUGGCCAACACUGUUGUUUUCGGCGUGCUGUUGAGUGAGAGUUACAGCCACGAUGAUAAUGAUGAUAAUGGUUUGGUGAGUUUGAGAGACUCUCAGAGGGAGUUUCUGGUCACUUUCGUGUGUACCCUUGUGUUGGAACUUUUUUACUUCCCUCAACUUUCUCUCUGGGGUCUUUUGCUCUGUGGAUUAUUGCUCUAUCUGGGUGUUAGAGACUUGGAUCCUUUUCAAUCCAAUGAAGAGGAAUUUUUUAGUGACGUGAUUAUGAAGCCUAUUAGACAUGUCUUAAGUGAGAGGAAGUCAAGGAAAAUUGCGCUUUUUCUUCUGAUCAAUGCUGGGUACAUGGUUGUGGAAUUUUCUGUUGGGUUUAUGAGCAAUAGUCUUGGGCUGAUAUCAGAUGCUUGUCACAUGUUGUUUGAUUGUGCUGCUUUGGCCAUUGGGUUGUAUGCCUCGUAUAUAUCUCGUUUGCCUGCGAAUAAUCACUAUAACUAUGGGAGAGGAAGAUUUGAGGUUCUUUCAGGGUAUGCUAAUGCUGUUUUUCUGGUUCUGGUGGGAGCACUGAUUGUGGUCGAGUCCUUUGAGAGGAUAUUGGAUCCUCAAGAGAUAUCAACUAAUAGCUUAUUGGUUGUCUCUAUCGGAGGGCUUAUAGUCAAUGUGAUUGGCUUGUUAUUCUUUCAUGAGGAGCAUCAUCAAGUCCAUGGCCAUGGAUGGUCUGGAUCAUCAUGCUCCCAUUCACACUCACACUCAGAGUUCCACAAUCACCAUCACACCGACCAUCCUCAUCAUCAUGAUCAUGAUCAUCUGGAUAGCCAUCCUCACGAUCAUGAUCAUCUGCAUUGCCAUCCUUACGAUCAUGAUCAUCUGCAUUGCCAUCCUCACGAAACAACCCAUGGGAGCCAUAAAAAAUUUAUAUCCAUUCCCGCUGAUUGUCGAGAUGAAUCAUGCUCUAGUGAUCAUGGCCAUCAUCAUAAUUAUAACCACCGUAGUCAUGAGAGGAAGCCUCAUGGUGAGUGUCAUGAUCAUGAAGACAACCACAGCAUUCAGAGCUUUAAGCAUCAUGAAGCUGCUCACUGCCAUGGCCAUGGUGAACAUCAGGAUCAAACUGGACACUCUUGUCAUGAAGAAGCUCCACUUGUUCACAAAGGGCACGGCCAUCACCAUAUUGAUCACAACAUGGAAGGGAUAUUCUUGCAUGUUCUUGCUGACACUUUGGGGAGUGUUGGUGUUGUUAUAUCCACACUGUUAAUCAAGUACAAGGGAUGGCUUAUUGCUGAUCCUGCCUGCUCAAUUUUUAUAUCUAUUUUAAUUGUUUCCUCCGUGAUACCUUUACUAAAAAAUUCAGCAGAAGUUUUACUCCAACGAGUGCCAAGGGCGCAAGAGCAUGAGUUGAAGGAUGCCUUAGCUAACGUUUUAAAGAUUAAAGGUGUUUAUGGCAUUCAAAAGUUUCAUUCCUGGAGCUUCACAAACACAGAUGUAAUUGGUACUCUACAUCUUCACUUGUCAACAGAUACAGACAAGACAUCCGCCAAGUCUCAGGUUUUGCAUCUGUUACAUAAUGCUGGAAUCAAGGAUGUAACCUUGCAGGUGGAAUGUGUUGGAUAA